AUGGACGACUACGAGCUGGAGAAUGCCCGCGAGUGGGAUGACUCCUUAGCAGACAAACCACGCUUCGAGUGGAAGACGGUAGGCGGCCGUGGCAAGCCGCCAUCGAAGGCGACUCCAGCACCAGCGCCAGCACCAGCGCCAGCACCAGCGCCAGCACCACCUCCGAAGACCCCGACCCCCAGCCGCAAUAAUAGGUACACGCCAGCCAAGCGCUCCCUCCAAGCUUCGCCGGCACAACACCAGAACUAUCGACCAUCUCAGGGACCUUCUCGAUUGCCACCACCACGCUUCUCGCCACAGAAUCGCGCUCCGCGUCAGACACACCCGGAUCGGCCGAGACCCCAAGCUCCGGGUCGACCGGUGCCUCGCUUGGUGGAGAACGCCGACAACGAGGCCCAGUAUGCCUGGCGGGAGCGUCGGCCACCCACCGACACAGUCCGCAUACCUGCCGUCAUGGUCCAUGCCGACCGCGAUAUGAACGAUCCAGCGACUUACGUGCAGCUUGCAGUGGACUGCGGUGCCUUUGUGUACUGCGAAGAGCUGAAGAGCGACAACGUGUCGCUGACAUUCGGCAUAUGGGGUGAUGCCAAAGCAGCUUCAGCAGCCAAGCGUCAAAUCCUCAAUUGGAUCGAGUACGCCGAGCCAUCUUCCCACAGGGCCCCAGGAGCAGCAAAGUGGGCAAGGAUUGUGUCUCUGACUCCAAAGCUGCGAGAGCGUGCCGAGAAGCGAUGGGCCACCGACAUCAAGAAGAACCGCUACCGGCAGUUCCCGCCCACCAACAAAGCUUUCGGUGCCAUUGGCACCUUCCACUGGCCCUCCAAAGAGUUCCGCCCCGAGGAAGCCUUUGGCAUGAGCUGCGAAGCCUUCGAUCCUAUUCGAAUGGAGCACAGCUGCUACAUCAUCUACAGCUCCGAGAAGUCCAUCUUCCAGGUCUUUGGCAAAGUUCAGGACGUUCAGGCUGCCUUGCUCUGCAUUCGGAAGACUGCUUUCAACAUAUGCUCACGUACAAUCAAUCCCGUCAGGGCCUACAUGCUUCAGUGGCGCAGCGGACCACCUCCUUCGCACGUCUUCCUGGAGGAGUACAUGGGACCUGUCAUUAUCGCGUCUCAGGGCAAAGAGGCGAUCGGCCAGGACCCGAGCUACUCCCCUCGUGGAGAAGGCGUGUUAGACGACGAGAGCGCUGUGCAGCUGGCCCAUACUCGUGCCUCCGUCAACGCGGAACGAGUCAAGACCACCAUCCGCAAUGCCCUUCGCAAGGUUCACUACCUGCAAGGACACCUCAACUUUCGCAUUCGCCUCGGAACGUUUCUGCUUGCGCAGUACAAGAAGCUUUCUGAUGGCGAGCUUUGGGAACUGGCAGAUUACGAAGAGAUGGUUGGAGCAUCCCAGUUCGUGGGUCGCGUGACAGAAGAGCUAGGCGGAGAGUAUCCCGAGCAUACCGUACUCUCAAAGCUUCAACACGCGACGGACCUCCUCUCUCCGCAAGAUGCAAUCACGGAGCAUCUCGUCGACGUCAGGCCAAGCUACGCCGCAGAGUUCAUCUUUGCCAAUACCAAAGGCGACCUGUGCCUGAAAGUGACCUGGAUCGAGUCAUCGGACGACAAUAGCGACGAGCUCGAAUUUCUCGAGUCUACUAAGGAGUGGACACGUCUCGAUCGCGACACCAGUCAUGCCACGAAGCUGGUCGACAUGAGCUUGACUGACCUGCAAACCGGCUCAGCUUGGCAGUUCGAGAUGCUGUCGUCAGAACCCAUGGAGCAUGCUAAGCUCCCACAAGAGCUGAGACACUUUGCCGACAAAGUCCGCAUCGACGUUGUGGCCCUUCGAAAAAAGUCCAGCGAGAAGUCCUUCAUCGUGUUCAACCCAUUCGUGCAGCCAAAGCUUGUGCGACAAACGAUUCGCUACCAGUACGGAAUCAUUGGCACAGACUACACGCUCGAGCUUUCUCAGUUCCAAGAUCGAACCUAUCCUGCGAAAAAGUCUGUGGCAGACAAUCCCGUGCCUACAGUCUACGAGCCGCGUUGGGGACUGAACGUCUUCCGCAUCGAAUGGGACACAAUGUUCACGGAGAAUGCUCGUCUGACCAUUGGCGCGAGCGUCGAUUGGGCCGACGACAUGGAGAAUUGGUUUCCGCAGGACUGGGUUCUUAAUGCAGACGACGAUGGCAAGCAGGACGGAUUUGCACAGCUCAUGCGGAAGCUUAUGAAAGUGGAGAAGUUGGUGCGGGAGCCUAUGUUGGACUCGUGA
Fulvia fulva is the source of this 2247-nucleotide messenger RNA. RefSeq lists its product as uncharacterized. The transcript is spliced from 2 exons. Lineage: Eukaryota; Fungi; Ascomycota; Dothideomycetes; Mycosphaerellales; Mycosphaerellaceae. Bases 1 to 2247 code for a protein of 748 amino acids. The record is from RefSeq and is a predicted model, not a curated record.